This is a messenger RNA of Kickxella alabastrina, 2455 nucleotides long. RefSeq lists its product as uncharacterized. The coding region runs from base 117 to 2192 and encodes 691 amino acids. The record is from RefSeq and is a predicted model, not a curated record. Lineage: Eukaryota; Fungi; Kickxellomycota; Kickxellomycetes; Kickxellales; Kickxellaceae. The transcript has a single exon.
AAUGGCUGGACUUUGCCCUGACCACCGCCAAGGAGCCGCGCACAGCCGCAGACUCGGCCUUCUGCCAAGCACUCGAGAACGAAAUCAUCACCGCGCACGCACCGCAGGCACUCGGCAUGCUGGAGUCCCGCGUCUGGCCGCAGAUCGACCAGACGAACCGCGCGGCGAGCGCUGCCUUCUACGCGUUCUACGCACGCGCGCUCCGCCACAUGCCUGCCGAGCAAACGGAGCAGGUCGACCAAGUGGCGGAGCAGGCGGAGCUCCGCGCACAGCUGGCUGCCCAUGAUCUGCGCAAUAUCGCGUGCCUGCGCGCAGCUGGGCUCGACGCCAUUGUCGCCGCCGUGCUUUUCGGUGGCUGGGACGAUGUUGCGCGGACGCCCGAGGCGCUGAGCGAAAUAGCCGCCGACGAGAGCGCAAUAGCGUCGCUCGCGCGUCUGCGCCAGAUGCCGGCGCCAAUCGACCCGGAAGCAGCCGACCGGGCGCCCUGCAGCUGGUCGCCCGAGUCGCUCUCCAGCGCCCUGUUUCUGCGCGCCCUGCGUCGGCUUCUGCUGGACCCAAGGCGCACCGGCGAUUUCCUCAAUCUAUUGGCCCAGCCAUCCACGCAGUUGACCGGCGCGGACGCACAAGUGCUCGGCGACAUUCUGGCCUUUGCACUGCCAGACCCCAUGGUGCUUCCGCUGGAGGCGCGGAUGUCGGCGGUUGCGCGGGUAGUGGCGCCAGAAAGCCAUGCUUACUUGUUCGUUGAGUUCCUCGCCGAACUGGCGCAGGUGCGCGACCCAUUCGCGUUCGGCAGUAUGCCGGCCACGGCGCUCGACGCGUUCGACCGGCUGCCGGCCGACGUUGGCUCGAAGAGCUCUGGAAACGACCUAUGGGCGGCUCACCUGCGGCCGAGGCUCCUGCGGAUGAUCACGGAUGAGGGCGACGAUGAGAGUGACGAGGCAAUGGCGUAUUUCGUCUGCACAGCGUAUGUGAUGGCCGCCGGUCUUGUGCAGCGAUGGGACGGCACAAGGGUAGAUGGGCUUAGUGCCUUGUACAAGGACGCCCUGGGGUGUGCAGGGGCGGUGGAGCGUGCGCUGGCGUUGGCUGACUGCGGCUUCGGCCCGGAUACGCCGCUGGGCCGCGCGUUGGCUGAGCUGCGCAGCGGAAUCCAACCUGUCCUGCUCCACGCACUGCAUAUCCGCAGCCCAGCCCCCGGUUCGAAGGCCGACCAACUAGCGCUCCUCGCAGUGUACCGCCGGUUCUUCAACGGCUCCGCCUCCAGUGAUGGCCUGGACCAGCUGGAGAUGCGCCUGGUGGCCGAAAAGCUCUGGGCCAAACCAAUCCCCGAAGUGUCCGCCAAAGUGUGGGCGGAGGAUCUGCUGGCGGCCGCAUCUGGCGAAGAGCAGAUGGCGGCGCUAGCCCAAAUGCUGCUUGUGGCGCCGCAGUGGCCGGAGCGUGACCGGCUGUGGGCGCGGCUGCUUUGUCGCGGAAUUGCCCUGGGACGCAUUGACUCGCUGGCGGCGGUUAUUGUGCUGAAUCCUGGUGUGUUUACGCGUGCGGUUGGCGAGCUCGUCUUCCCACCAUUGCUUUGCAAUGAAGGGAAUGAGGGGGACGAGCAGGACGAGGUUGUGGCUGAUCCGGCUCUGGCCACCCUUGGCUUGCUCUUCCCUGUCCCUGACUGGGCCGAACCCACGGCCGCGCCCGUACUCCACGUGCUUCCCGAGGCGGUGUUCUCGGAUCGGCUGCUGCACUUGGCCAUUAUCCGUGGAAACCUCGUCCCAGCUUGUCUCGCCUCCGCCCAGCUGCUUGAUUCUCUCCGCCACACGGUUUUUGGCUUUAAGGAUGCGGGAAAUGGCUCUGUCAGUGGUGGUGGCGGCUGUGAGACGGUGCUGAAUGCGAUGGGAGGCGUACCGGUUGUUGUGCGGAAGGUUGUCCGGGACUUGAGAAAUGUUGGGUUGGAUGAAGUGGCCAUGGAGUGGUGUGCUGGCUUUUUGCGCGUGCCGCGUGGGUUUUGGUUCGUCGAGGAGCUGGAUUUGUGGGUCCGCCAGAUGGACGAGGUUAUUGGCGGCGGCGGCAGCGGCGGCGGCGGCAGCAGCGGCCUGAAGGACAAGGCUAUUGACGCUGUUGACACUGUUGACGCCGUGACACUGUUGACGCCGUUGACAUUGUUGACGCAGGAUGGGGCGAUGAGGUUGACUUGGACUUUGACUUGACUUGGAUGAUCCUGAUCGCCCAGGAUCACCGCAGACGGGCCAUCACCAUAAAAAGGAGGCAGACCGUUGGCAUGAAGAAAGCGAGGAGGAGCACGGUUGGGGCGACGAUGACCUCGACCUCGACCUCGACGUUGACCUGAGCAAAUGUAAUCUCUCCUCACAUUAUUUUAUUUUAUUUGUCGAAAAUUCAGCCUAAUUCCUCUUUGCAUUUACUACCAGAAUGGACACGUACCUCAGCAAAUUGCGCGACCUCGCGUCGUCCA